Messenger RNA from Aspergillus terreus NIH2624, 2580 nucleotides. It is a transcript of the gene glpV, whose product is annotated as glycogen phosphorylase. The transcript has 5 exons. Gene Ontology annotation, biological process: glycogen catabolic process. The record is from RefSeq and is a predicted model, not a curated record. Gene Ontology annotation, molecular function: glycogen phosphorylase activity; pyridoxal phosphate binding. NCBI's taxonomy places the organism in Eukaryota, Fungi, Ascomycota, Eurotiomycetes, Eurotiales, Aspergillaceae. Gene Ontology annotation, cellular component: cytoplasm. Bases 1 to 2580 code for a protein of 859 amino acids.
AUGCCUGAAGAACGUCGUGAGAGAAGACCAUCGGUCGGGGCCCCCGUCUCCGAGCUUCAGGGUCCGGUAGGCCCGGGCUUCAGUCGCCCAAAGCACAAGCGCACCUAUACCGGACUCGGUCCCAGUGAAAUCAAGAGCGCCGAAGCGGCCAUUCCGGAGCCUCUCCGAGAAGCUCCGCUAGCGGGUUUACCAACAAGGAUGAAUUCGAGGGCUGCGUACGCCGGGACCGCGCUCGCAUUUCGAGACCGGUUGAUCAUUGAAUGGAACAAAACCCAGCAACGACAGACCUCGGCCGACCAGAAGAGAGUUUACUGUGCGUCACCAAUGCCACGAAUACUUUUCACUUCCCUAACUUAUGCCUCAGAUCUCUCACUGGAGUUCCUGAUGGGUCGAGCCCUGGACAACGCUAUGCUCAAUGUGAACAUGAAGGAUGCUGCACGGGUCAGGAACACGACGCCCGCUCUCGGAAACGGAGGUCUAGGCCGGUUGGCGGCUUGUCUCCUCGACAGUCUCGCAACCCUGAACUACCCUGCCUGGGGCUACGGUCUACGUUACCGCUACGGUAUCUUCAAGCAAGAAAUUGUCGACGGUUACCAGGUCGAAGUCCCCGACUACUGGCUUGAUUUCAACCCCUGGGAAUUCCCCCGCCACGAUAUCACCGUCGACAUCCAGUUCUACGGCCAUGUCAGGAAGUACAAGGAUGACAACGGCAAGACGGUCAACUCUUGGGAAGAGGGCGAGGUCGUUCAAGCCGUAGCGUAUGAUGUUCCAAUCCCAGGCUAUGGGACUCGCACGACGAACAAUCUACGUCUCUGGUCAAGCAAGGCCAGCAGUGGAGAGUUCGACUUCCAAAAGUUCAAUGCGGGUGACUACGAAAGUGCAGUUGCGGAGCAGCAGCGUGCUGAGACUAUCUCGGCCGUCCUGUACCCGAACGACAACCUCGAACGAGGAAAAGAACUCCGGCUGAAGCAGCAGUACUUCUGGUGUGCUGCGUCUCUGCAUGACAUUGUUAGGAGAUACAAGAAGACCAAGCGGCCCUGGAGCGAGUUCCCUGAACAAAUUGCGAUCCAGCUCAACGACACUCAUCCAACUCUGGCUGUGGUGGAGCUCCAACGCAUCCUAGUCGACCUCGAAGGCCUCGAGUGGGACAAGGCGUGGGACAUUGUUACCAACACAUUUGGCUACACGAACCAUACCGUCUUGCCCGAGGCUUCCGAGAAGUGGUCGGUGCCUCUGAUGCAGAAUCUCCUUCCCCGCCACAUGCAGAUCAUUUAUGACAUCAAUCUCUUCUUCUUGCAGUCGGUGGAGAAAAGAUUCCCCAAUGAAAGAGACCUGUUAUCUCGCGUCUCCAUUAUUGAGGAAUCGCAGCCCAAGAUGGUGCGGAUGGCAUACUUGGCCAUUAUUGGGUCUCACAAGGUCAAUGGUGUGGCCGAGCUGCACUCCGAUUUGCUGAAGUCUACUCUCUUCAAGGACUUUGUGGAAGUGUACGGGCCUGACAAGUUUACCAAUGUGACGAACGGCAUCACCCCCCGCCGCUGGCUGCACCAAGCCAACCCUCGGUUGUCUGAUUUGAUUGCCUCAAAACUCGGUGGUCACGAAUUCUUGACCGACUUGACCCAGCUUGACAAGCUAGAGAGCUUCGUUGAUGACAAAGAGUUUCGGAAGGAAUGGUCUGAGAUCAAGACUUCGAACAAAGUCCGUCUGGCAAAAUACAUCAAGGAGACUACCGGCUACAGUGUAGACCCUACCGCUCUAUUUGACAUCCAAGUGAAACGCAUUCACGAAUACAAGCGCCAACAGCUGAACAUCUUUGGCGUCAUCCACCGGUAUCUCACUAUCAAGUCUAUGACUCCGGAGGAGAGGAAGACUGUCCUUCCUCGGGUCUCUAUCAUCGGUGGUAAAGCCGCGCCAGGAUACUGGAUGGCUAAGACAAUCAUCCAUCUUAUCAACAACGUGGCGUCGGUCGUCAACAACGACCCCGAUGUUGGGGAUCUUCUGAAAGUCAUUUUCAUUCAGGAUUACAAUGUCAGCAAAGCAGAAAUCAUCUGUCCCGCGUCGGACAUCAGCGAGCACAUCUCGACUGCCGGUACCGAAGGCAGUGGAACUAGCAACAUGAAGUUUGUGCUCAAUGGUGGUCUCAUUAUUGGAACUUGCGAUGGCGCCAACAUCGAGAUCACGCGAGAGAUCAGCGAAAACAACAUUUUCCUUUUUGGAAACCUCGCCGAGGAUGUCGAAGACCUGCGUCACCGCCACCUCUACGGCGACUUCCAGCUGGAUCCCGACCUGGCCAAGGUCUUCGAUGCAAUCCGCGGUGGCAUGUUCGGAAGUGCCGGUGACUUCUCUGCGCUCAUUGCGUCCAUUGCGGAGCACGGCGACUACUAUCUCGUCUCAGACGACUUCAACUCGUACAUUACCACGCACAAGAUCAUCGAUGAUGCCUUCCGUGACCAGGACGAAUGGAUCAUCAAGUCCAUUACCAGCGUUGCGCGGAUGGGAUUCUUCUCGACUGAUCGCGUGAUCGGGGAGUAUGCUGACAGCAUCUGGAACAUUGAGCCGCUUGCCGUGGAGGCGGAAGACUGA